GUAAUAUUAGUUAGGGUUCUUACUCUUAUUUUAUGCCUAAACUUCUAAAUUUAUUAAUAGAUUAACAGAGUGAAAGAAAUCCGCGGCUGUUAGUACGCUAUCAUCCUAGCAGGUUUAUCCUUGGUCUUCACUUCUUUUUUCUCUCUUCUUUUUGGUUUCUCUUAAAAAUAUUGGUUUCAGAUAUUUGGCAAUAAAACCAUCCUGGCCGGUUUAUGAUUUUCUUGGUUAUGCAGCACUAGACAUGGAGUUGUCAAAAACGGGUUCUAAGAAAAUAGGACAAACUACACGUCGUGCUAUUCAUUCAUGCUUGGCAUGUAGAAAAAAGAAACUGAAGUGUGAUCAUGGAAGACCUUGUUCGAACUGUAAAAAGAGAGGUACAACAUAUUCGUGUAUAUACUUGCAACAAGGACGACCGUCAUUAAGUGGAUUUGAUGGAGGAAGUGAAACAGAUUCUGUCAUAAAUGAGCUUUUAACUAGGAUUUCUCAUCUUGAGCAUAUGCUCGGAGAGUCCAACUCUCAUGGUCCAUCCCAGGAUACGACAUCAGCAACACCACAUCCAGAUGUAAAAGAAGAAUUACCUGCUUCUGAUGAAGCCGAACGGAAUAUAGGUACUUUAUCUUUGCGAGAUUUAACGAAAACCACUUAUGUCAAUUAUCCUUCAUCUUCUCAUGUGGCCUGGCAUUUACGAAAGACAAACUCUCUGAAUAUUGAUCAGGAAUUACCUGAAAAUGAAAAGACAAGGACACAAGAAUCCUUUCUAUAUCGCCUCCCCGCUCCUGAAAACGCUCUGAAUUUUCUUCCACCGAAGUACAUCUCCGACAUUUUUGUUAGGGAAUACUUCCUUCGGUGUCAUUUAUUUAUGCCUGUCUUACAUAAACCUAUGUUCUUGGAGAGAUACAAACUUUUUUGGGAGGAUCCUACUCAAAGAAACCCAUCAAUGACUUCUCUUCUUUUCUCAAUGUUUGCUAGUGCCUUACUUGCUUCACCAGUUGAAACCCGUAUCAGCUGGAAUUUAGGGAAAGAUGAAAAGUAUUUACAUACAGACUAUCCUUUAGCCUUUCGUUAUGCUUUGGCAGCCUCUGAUUUUUUAAUUGAUCCUGAUUUAAAUACUUUAAGAGCUUUGAUAAUACGUCAGAUAACUUUUGAUUCUGAUAGUUUGUUAGCUCCUCCUUCUAUAGUAGGACUGAUUACACAAAGUGCAUAUUUUAUGGGUCUGCACCGAGAUGGUUCUUUGUAUGGAUUAAAUAAUGAAUUUACUGAAAUUAGACGACGAAUUUGGUCUUCUGUGCUGAUCUUGGAUAUAAGAGUGUCUGAAUUGACCGGGAUUCCUCCUCGAAUACAAGAAGACAGUUAUGACACAAGUUUUCCUAGACUUCUUCCAGAUGAAACGUAUGAAGCUGAUCCAUCAGUCUUUGCUGCAGGGUCUUUCAUUUGCCUCACGGGUAGAGUAUCACGUAAAAUCUCCAAAUAUACACGAGUACUAUUAGGGUUGAAAACUCCAAAUUACAGUACAAUUUUGGAGAUGGAUCAGAAAUUUAGCACUUUUAUAAAAGAAGUCAAACAGGAGUUACUUCCUAAUCCUACAACAGUUCAUGAAAGACUACUGCAACUUUUCACGACUUAUAUAUUCCAGCGGUUCCCACUCUUGGCUCAUUUUCCAUUUCUAUUAAAGGAAGGUCCUUCAGUUUAUUCAUACAGCCGUGUCCGUGCUGUCGAGUGUGCUAUGACCGCUUUAUCCAGCUUAUACGAGCUAUGCACCACCCCCGAAUUUUCUAUAUAUUCAUGGUUUUUUUGGAGAUACCCCCCUUUUCAUCCGUGCAUUGUUCUUCUUUUGGAUAUAUUACAAUCUGAACAAAAUAUAUUUUUGGAUGACAAGAGAGUGGUUAUGAUUAAUCAGAUAUUCUCCCUGUUUCCCAAAAUUACGGAUAUUCGACGUUUUCAUCAGGCCUGGGCUUUGUUACAAACUUCACGGAACCAUGUCUGGGAAAAACUAGGAUUAAGUACUUCCAACAAUUUAGGAUUAUCAGAAGAAAACACUCCUGAAAUGGGAUUCUUGGAUCCGACAAAUUUAGAUAUUAAUUGGGAUGACUGGGAUGCGAUUUUUCAACAUUGUCCGUUCUAAGAGUUGAAUGUUCGCUGUAUUUUAGAUAGCAAAGGCACAAAAAAGUCUUUAUUUAUUUUUUGUAAAUCUAAAUAAUAAAAUCGUAGGAAAGAUCUAUUUGGUUUUGUUAUAA
This is a messenger RNA of Schizosaccharomyces octosporus yFS286, 2234 nucleotides long. Its product is annotated as transcription factor. NCBI's taxonomy places the organism in Eukaryota, Fungi, Ascomycota, Schizosaccharomycetes, Schizosaccharomycetales, Schizosaccharomycetaceae. The record is from RefSeq and is a predicted model, not a curated record. The transcript has 4 exons. Gene Ontology annotation, molecular function: DNA binding; DNA-binding transcription factor activity, RNA polymerase II-specific; zinc ion binding. The coding region runs from base 242 to 2122 and encodes 626 amino acids. Gene Ontology annotation, biological process: regulation of DNA-templated transcription; DNA-templated transcription. Gene Ontology annotation, cellular component: nucleus.